AUGGCGGUCCGAGCCACCGUCUCGCGGUUCCCUAUCGACGCCGGCGCGCACGAGAAUUCCGGCAUACCAUGGGGCCUGACGGUGACGCCGUUCGCCACCAAAGACGAGAACGGCCAAGCUCCGGCGUACGGAUCCGGCGGUCAAUUGUUGCCGCGGUGCGAGAAUUGCUGGGCCUACUUCAACACUUACUGCGAGCUUGACCAGUGGUCAUGGAACUGUGCUCUCUGCGGCAACCCCCAGGGGCUCUCCUCCGAGGCCAUUGCUCGAUACUCUCAGCCUCAGUCUUGCCCCGAGAUGAUGUCAUCCUUCGUAGAUCUAGAGCUUCCUGUGGAGGAGUCGGAUGAAGCAAUGCAACCUCGACCGGUCUAUGUUGCGGCGAUUGAUUUGUCCUCUUCUGACGAAUUUUUGGAACUUACUAAAAGCGCAUUGCUGGCAGCUUUGGAAGCUCUUGGGCCUGGUUCACUGUUUGGUCUUGCUACCUUUAGCCACAAAUUAGGAUUAUAUGAUGUUCAAGGCCCUAUACCAGUUGUCAAAAAUGUUUUCAUUCCCCCGGAAACAGAGGGAAGCCUACCAAUAGAGCUUGAAGAUGUCAUGCCCCUGUUACAGUUCUUGGCUCCAGUGGAAACUUGUAAGGAUCGUAUUGCAUCAGCACUUGAAACACUUAGACCAACAACUUCAUGGGAGAGAACAACAGCAGCAGGGCAAGGAGUAGAUGGUGUUUUGAUGGGUGGGCGAGGUUUUGGGGUGGCAAUUGAAGCUCUUUUGAACUACCUUGGAUCUGAAUAUGGAAGCACAUUUGCACUAGGUAGAGUCUUUGCCUUUUUGUCUGGUCCUCCUGAUUAUGGAGCUGGCCAACUAGAUACAAGAAGGUAUGGUGAACAAUAUGCUAGUAGAGGAGAGGAUGCGGACCGUGCAUUGCUUCCUGAGCAGACACCUUUCUAUAAAGAUUUGGCUGCUAUUGCUGUUCAAGCAGGUGUUUGCGUAGACAUCUUUGCUGUUACAAAUGAGUAUACAGAUUUGGCGUCUCUGAAGUUUCUUAGCGUAGAAAGUGGAGGCUCGUUGUAUUUGUACUCAAAUACUGACGAUUCAACACUUCCACAGGACAUGUACCGAAUGCUAAGUCGUCCAUAUGCUUUUGGCUGUGUACUGCGAUUGAGGACAUCAUCUGAAUUCAAAACUGGUCAUUCUUAUGGUCACUUCUUUCCAGAUCCACAGUAUGAGAAUGUUCAACACAUUAUUUGUUGUGAUUCUUACGCCACAUAUGCUUAUGACUUCGAGUUUGAAGCUACCAAGGAAUUCGCAAAACAUGGAUCAGAGCCUCCUAUUAUACAGAUUGCAUUUCAAUACACAGUUGUUUUGCCUCCUGAGGAGCUCACGGAAUCGGGAUCGGGGUCCUCCUCAGUUAGAGGCAAGUAUUCUCUUAGACGACGAUUAAGGAUUCGGACUGUGCAAUGUGGAGUCGCCCAAAAUAUGAAUGAACUCUAUGACAGUGUUGAUCCUGAAGUGGUUCUCUCAUUACUUGUUCACAAGGUUAUAUUAGCCUCUUUGGAGCAAGGGGUUCGGGAAGGCAGACUGUUAUUGCACGAUUGGCUUGUGAUUCUUACAGCUCAAUACAAUGAAGCUUAUAAACUUGUUCACUACAAGAAUGGAAGUUCAGUGACUACUCAAAUUGAUGUUGCAUUCUCACAAUGCCCUGAACUGCAGCCUUUACCUCGCUUGGUUUUUGCAUUGCUUCGAAAUCCUUUGCUCCUUUUUCAUGAAGAAGGUGUUCACCCUGAUUACCGAAUCUACCUACAGUGUCUUUUCAGUGCACUUGAACCAAGUUCACUCCAUCGUGCCGUGUAUCCAGUCCUUACCUCCUACUCUACUCCAGAUAAAUUAGCAUACCCACGCCAUUCAUUGAGUCGUGCUGCACUGAUUACCAGUGGGAGUCCUAUAUUUUUCCUUGAUGCAUUCACAGCUCUUAUAGUGUUCUAUUCUUCAACAGCAGACCCUACACUACCUUUUCCUCCACCCCAUGAUUGUUUGCUGCGGACUGUGAUCAAUAAAUUAAAGCAAGAAAGAUGUAUUACCCCCAAACUCAUAUUUAUCAGAGGAGGACAGGACGAUGCCACAGCUUUUGAAAACUAUCUCAUUGAGGAACAGGAUGUUGACGGAAGUGGUAUUACAAGCGUCAUGGGUUUUGUUUCCUUUCUUGAAGAUAUUACGCAGAGUGUGUUAGAAUACAUCAAGUAAGACUGGUAUCAGAAUUCUGUAGAAUUCAAUCACAAAGUACAGGAAACAAGGUGUAACUUGCACAUUUUUAAAAAUUUUUUUUUUUUAUUAAUAACUCACACACCCUACAUAUGUCGUGAGGUUUGAACCCAUGACCUUAAAGUUGUCAGUUAAACACUUUAACCAACCAAGCCAAAGUUGUCAGUUGUCAGUCAAAGGUGUAACUUGCACAUUUAAGAGAUGCUUAUAUCAC
Molecule: messenger RNA, 2467 nt
Organism: Fragaria vesca subsp. vesca
Lineage: Eukaryota; Viridiplantae; Streptophyta; Magnoliopsida; Rosales; Rosaceae
Product: protein transport protein Sec24-like At3g07100-like
Exons: 14
Coding region: 1-2235 (744 amino acids)
Biological process (GO): endoplasmic reticulum to Golgi vesicle-mediated transport; intracellular protein transport; COPII-coated vesicle cargo loading
Cellular component (GO): COPII vesicle coat; endoplasmic reticulum exit site
Molecular function (GO): zinc ion binding; SNARE binding
Source: RefSeq, a predicted model, not a curated record